This is a messenger RNA of Porites evermanni, 2157 nucleotides long. NCBI's taxonomy places the organism in Eukaryota, Metazoa, Cnidaria, Anthozoa, Scleractinia, Poritidae. The record is from the annotation of a GenBank genome assembly.
AUGGCAUUUUUUGAAGAAGAAAAUGGUCAUAACAAUGACUUUGGAGUGGCUCUACCUUCAGAGCUUUGGUUAGCAAUUUUCGAAAAAUUUAACCCCGUGUAUGAUGAUAUUUUUACAUUGUGUCUUGUCUGUAAGAGUUGGCGAAGUAUAAUUUUUACCAACACUGAUCCUUCUCUUUGGGAAAAGAUAAUCGUAAAGAAUGUUAGAAACUGUAGCUACGACAGUGCUAUUUUGGGAAGAUUCAGAACUAUCAUCAAACUAUUUGGUCGUUUUGUGAAGCUCAUUCGGUUACAGAAAUGUCAUGAACUUUUCACUGAAAUUCUCCUCUUGUACGCCCCUCGUCUUUCAUUUUUGACUACUCUUGGAAUAACUGGUAUGCCAUGGUCGAAGAGGCUUCUCAGAGGGCUGAGUUGUCAAAAAUCUCUUGGGUGUGUCACCUUGGAGGGUUCCCUGAUUCUUGAAGGAAUUUUCAAUGAGGAUGAUUUGCAGCACAUAGCUGAGAGUUUUCCUCAAGUUAGAAACCUUUGUUUGCAAUACUCAGUGGUCAAGCCAGAUUGGAUAACUACUGUAAGAGGUGUCAUGAUGUCCAAGUAUAAUCAUCACAUAACAAGUCUGGAGCUAGAGCGAGCAAGAAUAGAUGCAUCUGAUCUCAGAGACUCUGUCAAAGAGCUAAAAGGCUUGAAAAAAUUUAGUUAUGGGAAUGACCAAAUUCAUGGUUUGCCAUCUACUCAGCAACUCUAUUUAAAUUCCAANAUGCCAUGGUCGAAGAGGCUUCUCAGAGGGCUGAGUUGUCAAAAAUCUCUUGGGUGUGUCACCUUGGAGGGUUCCCUGAUUCUUGAAGGAAUUUUCAAUGAGGAUGAUUUGCAGCACAUAGCUGAGAGUUUUCCUCAAGUUAGAAACCUUUGUUUGCAAUACUCAGUGGUCAAGCCAGAUUGGAUAACUACUGUAAGAGGUGUCAUGAUGUCCAAGUAUAAUCAUCACAUAACAAGUCUGGAGCUAGAGCGAGCAAGAAUAGAUGCAUCUGAUCUCAGAGACUCUGUCAAAGAGCUAAAAGGCUUGAAAAAAUUUAGUUAUGGGAAUGACCAAAUUCAUGGUUUGCCAUCUACUCAGCAACUCUAUUUAAAUUCCAAAUCUCUUAGGGAAGUGGAACUUUUUCAGGUUGGAGAUUUUGCAGAGUAUGAUUUUGUAUUUCCUAAUCUGAAGAAGCUGACACUAAAUGGUUGUACUUCUGUGUGUAAACUGGGCAUUGAUGCAUCCGCACUUAGGUGUCUUUAUCUACUGCUGUGUGUUGAGGUUCGCAACCUCAACAGAAUCACUGCUAACUCUCUGCAUGAGUUAAAACUAAGGAGAUGCAAUGCUCUUAUUCCAGCAGAACUGAUAAGUCUUUUGGUUAGAAACCCAGACAUCAAAUCAUUAGAGCUUGAAGUGUACUGGUCAAGUUUAAGACUAGAUCAGCACUCGACUCCAUCAUUGGAAAAUAUCACAAUAUUUGACAAUGGUGAACGCUUGACCUCAGUUGACAUCCGUUGUCCCAAACUGCAGCAUCUUAUGAUUAAAAAGUCAAUGACUCGUUCCACUAUUGUAAAAGCAGUUUCAAUAUUGUCUUUUGAUGUCCAGAAGAUUGUAGUCAGUGACAUACCUAACCUUCGGAAAAUCACUGUUGAAGCUGACAGAGUCGCAUACCUUGAACUGAACUUUGAAAGACGGCUAGAUCAUGUCAAACCUAUUGAAUAUACAAAGUUAAAUUUCAGAAGUAGGAUGUGUCAGUUGAAAAUCAAGCAUCUUGUUAUCAAGAAGUGUAAUUUGAAAGCUCUAGUUGUUUCUUUGUGCAAUGUUCAGCAUAUAUCCCUGGAAUACUGUAACCUUGACUGCCCUGUUGGUGAUUUGAUUCAAAACUGUGGUAUGGUGGAAUCACUGACUUUGAAGAACUGCUACGGGCCUUGUCAGUUGAACUUGAACAGUGAGCAUCUCAAAGAACUCUAUGUUGUUUCCUGUACAUCACUGCUUAUGGAUCACAUCAAUCUGGCUUGUCCAUCUCUGGUAGUACUCAAUGUGUCUGGACUGUUAUUCUUGCCAAGCCAGGAAGAAGUACAUUUUAUUGCUAGCAAUGUCAGGGAACUGUCUCCUUUUCUUGGAUCUGUUAAAUUCUCUCAUUAG